ACCAGCGGGGCGGAGCGCAGCCGAGCGAGGCGGUGGAGCCCGAGCCGGAGGGAGAGUGGCAGCCGACAGGGGGGUCGCGGCCAUUACGCUGGGAUGUGCGCGGGACACGGCACAAGACACCGGUGGGCAGUCUGCUUCCAUGAGGUUCCAUUCUAUGGCUGGCGCAGAUGCAGAGCAACUGUGGUAGGAAAUGAACCGAAAAAAAUCAGGUAUAAAUAAGCGGACACUCCUUGGAUUAUAAAGCAUUUCAGGAACAAUGGCAGAUCCCAUCCGCUGGGCCAGAUACCGUUGGCAGCGACUGAUCUCUACAGAAGGCAGAGAAGUUAGCAGCAGCAGCAACUCAAGUAGCAAGCGCUAUCAGUCAUCAAAAACUGCCAGCAAACACAGGAUAGUGAUACCCUGUUUGGGACAUUUUAAGGAAGAGUAUGAAAAGGUAUCAAAACUGUACAUGAACAACAAAAUAAGGACUACUAAAUAUACUUUACUGAAUUUUAUACCACGGAAUUUAUUUGAACAAUUUCACAGAGUUGCCAAUUUGUAUUUCCUAUUUCUAGUUGUUCUAAACUGGGUUCCUCUGGUGGAAGCUUUCCAAAAAGAAAUUACAAUGCUACCUCUAGUAGUGGUUCUGACAAUUAUUGCAGUGAAGGAUGGUCUGGAAGAUUACUCAAAAUACAAAUUGGAUAAACAGAUAAACAACUUACUAACCAAAGUGUAUAGCAGGAAAGAGAAGAAAUACAUAGAUGAAUGCUGGAAAAAUGUCAAUGUUGGGGAUUUCAUCCGGCUUUCACGUAAUGAAAUAAUUCCUGCUGACAUGGUGCUGUUAUAUUCUAGUGACCUGGAUGGGAUCUGUUACAUUGAAACUGCCAGCCUUGAUGGAGAAACCAAUCUAAAGCAGAGGCAGGUGGUGAGAGGAUAUUCAGAGCAGGUCUCUGAAAUUGAUCCAGAAAAAUUUUCCAGUAGAAUAGAAUGUGAAAGUCCUAACAAUGACCUCAGUCGCUUCCGAGGCUUUGUUGAACAUUCAAACAAGGACAGAGUGGGCCUCAGCAAGGAGAACUUACUGCUCCGAGGAUGCACAGUAAGAAACACAGAAGCUGUUGUAGGCAUUGUGGUAUAUGCAGGUCAUGAAACCAAAGCCAUGCUGAAUAACAGUGGACCUCAUUACAAGCGCAGUAAAUUGGAAAGAAAAGUGAAUUCUGACAUUCUUUGGUGUGUUCUGCUUCUAAUUUUAAUGUGUUUAACUGGUGCAGUAGGCCAUGGAAUUUGGUUAAGUAGGUACUCGGAAAUACCUUUUUUUAACAUCCCUGAUCCAGAUGGGAAAUCGAUUCCUCCAGCGUUAGCAGGGUUCAACAUGUUCUGGACAAUGAUCAUUUUAUUACAGGUCUUGAUCCCAAUUUCUCUCUAUGUUUCAAUUGAGAUUGUCAAGUUGGGACAAAUUUAUUUAAUACAGAACGACAUUGAUUUUUACCAUGAGAAAACAGACUCUACAAUUCAGUGUCGAUCACUGAAUAUUGCUGAAGACCUUGGCCAGAUUCAGUAUAUCUUCUCUGAUAAGACUGGAACACUCACUGAAAAUAAGAUGGUUUUUCGGCGAUGCAGCAUUGCAGGACAGGAGUAUUGCCAUGAGGAAAAUGCAAAGAGGUUGGAGUCCUAUCAAGAGAUGGAUUCGGAAGAUGAGGAUUCAGCUGAUGCGCAAUAUGCUUCCUUGAACCAUAUGUCAAAAAGGAGGGGUCACAACUGCAGAGCUGUGAAUGAGUCUUUGAACAAAACGUCUUUGGAUCAGUUAUCUGGUAGUUACCCUGUGGAAGGAAGGGACAAUUCAGCAAGUGAUGUUCCCCAUGCAGGACAUGUUGCUUUCAGCAGCCGUAUUGAAACGGAUGUUGUACCAGACACACAACUGCUGGAGAAGUUCAGUCAGAUUUCUUCUCAUUCCUAUCAACAAUCAGAAGAUGCCAUCAGCAAGUUAUCUUUGGAGACAACGUACAUCAUUGACUUCUUUCUUGCUCUGGCAAUCUGUAAUACUGUUGUAGUUUCAGUCCCCAAUCAGCCACGUCAGAAGAUGAGACACUCUUCACUGGGUAGGAUGCCUAUUAAAUCCCUUGAGGAAAUCAGGCAGAUGUUCCAGCGGUUGUCAGUCCGGAGACUAAGUUCCUCCCCACUUCCAAGCAUAAAAGAGUCGUCAUCUGAAAGCCCAAAUAGCUUUGUGAGCAAACUGUCUAUUUUUAAAAUGAAACUGGCUUCACCUGCUUUGGAUGGGGCUGCUCAAAGGGCUGCUGAGCCUCACAACCCUGACAGCCCAGAAAAUCCCCAACUAUCCGAAGAACUAGAUAUGGUGAAUGUAGCUGCGGGCAGUGAACACCACAGUGCUGGGUCAUCUGUUAAAGGGUCAUCUCCCUUAUCCAAACUGUGUUACGAAGCUGAGAGUCCAGAUGAAGCUGCCUUGGUUCAUGCUGCUAGGGCUUAUAAAUGUGUUUUACAGUCUAGGACUCCUGAUCAAGUAACUGUGGACUUCACAGGUCUGGGACCUUUAACAUUUCAGCUCUUGCAUAUCCUGCCUUUUGACUCGGUGCGAAAAAGGAUGUCAGUGGUGGUUCGGCAUCCAGUCUCCAACAAAGUGGUGGUGUACACAAAAGGUGCAGACUCAGUCAUGAUGGAUUUGUUGGGAACUGCAUCUGAAGUAGGCACUAAGAAUUCAGAAAUGGAACAAAAGAAGAUUAAAGAGAGAACUCAGAAGCAUUUGGAUGACUAUGCCAGAAGGGGACUGCGCACUCUUUGUAUUGCUAAAAAGGUGAUGAGUGAUGAGGAAUAUACAGAGUGGUUAAAUCAUCAUUUUCUAGCAGAAACCAGCAUUGACAAUAGGGAGGAGCUGCUGCUCGAAUCCGCCAUCAGGCUUGAGACCAAACUAACUUUGCUUGGUGCCACUGGCAUUGAAGAUCGGCUGCAGGACGGUGUUCCAGACACAAUACAGGCAUUACGGAAAGCGGGAAUAAAAAUAUGGAUGCUGACGGGUGACAAGAGAGAAACAGCUGUCAACAUUGCCUAUGCUUGUAAACUGCUGGAGCCAGAUGACAAAAUCUUCACUCUCAAAUCACAAAGUAGAGAUGCUUGUGCUUUGGUGAUGAACAAAAUUUUAGAAGGCAUCCAGAAGAAUACUUCUGUCAAAAAAACAAAAAGUCAGAAACUUGGGAAUGUCUCUGCAAGUCCCUCUACUCAAGCUCCAGGGUUCAGUGCAGGUCUGGUUAUUGACGGAAAGACUUUAGAGCAUGUCCUUCAUGACAGCCUGCAGAAUAUUUUCUUGGAGCUUACAGAAAAAUGUCGAGCUGUAGUCUGCUGCCAAGCCACACCACUGCAGAAGAGUGUCCUGGUCAGACUGGUGCGAAAUAAGCUAAAGGCAAUGACAUUAGCUGUAGGUGAUGGUGCCAAUGAUGUCAGUAUGAUCCAGGUGGCUGACACUGGCGUAGGAAUCUUGGGCCAAGAAGGCAUGCAGGCUGUGAUGGCAAGUGACUUUGCAAUCUCUCAGUUUAGACACCUCAGGAAGCUGCUGCUUGUCCAUGGUCACUGGUGUUAUACCAGGCUUACCAACAUGGUGCUCUACUUCUUCUACAAGAAUGUGGCCUACGUGAACCUCUUGUUCUGGUACCAGUUCUUCUGUGGGUUUUCAGGCACAUCAAUGACUGACUAUUGGAUCUUGAUUUUUUUCAAUCUCCUUUUUACAUCGGUGCCACCCAUCGUUUAUGGUGUCUUGGACAAAGAUGUGUCUGCAGAGAUACUCAUGCAGAUCCCGCAGCUGUACGUGAUGAGCCAGAAAUCUGUGGCCUACUUGCCUUCAACUUUCUGGAUAACCUUGCUGGACGCUUUUUACCAAAGUCUUGUUUGCUUUUUUGUGCCUUACUUUACUUACUAUGGCUCAGACAUAGACAUUUUUUCUUUCGGAAAUCCUAUAAACACAGCAGCUCUCUUCAUAAUAUUGUUGCACCUUCUCAUUGAGUGCAAGUCUGUGACUUGGAUACAUGCAGUAGUUAUAGUUGGCAGCAUCCUGUUUUACUUUGUCUUCACUCUGGCUUUUGGGGCAACGUGCAAAACCCAUAACCCACCAUCAAAUCCAUAUUGGAUCAUGGAAAGGCACAUGACAGACCCAGUAUUUUACCUCGUCUGCCUCCUGACUGCUUGUGUUGCUCUGCUGCCAAGAUAUUUGCUGAGAGUUCUCCAAGGAACGUUGUUUCCGUCUCCGGUGAUGAGAGCCAAGCACCUUGACAAACUGAUCCCUGAGGAGCAGAGGGAAGCAAUUAAGAGAUGGAAAGAUGAUUGCGUUGUAAACUGUAGAAUGGAGUUCCAGAUUACUUCUGGGUCUUCCAGCUCAGCCACAGGUGCUGUAUCAGAGGAAGAAAGCAUUGCCAGUGUUUUGCCAACUUCUAAAACACCUUUUCAGGCCUGUUCAAGAGGGGGGUUAGUGGAGGAAGUCUCCUUAUCAGACAUUCAGGAUGAGUCUGGGAACACAAACAGCCUGAGCUCUGAUAGGACUGUAUUUCUGAAUUUAUCAAAGGAAACUAAUUCAGACUCCUAUGGAACUAGUAACUGCUGUGCCAAAGUCUCUCGGCGUACUUCUGAAGAGGGCAAAAGUGCCAUUUCCCUAGCAGGUUUGAACACAAAGCAGGUUUGAAUUGUUUUGUGUGCACAAGCUGGUUUAAUGUGAUUUACAAAGUUGGAAUGUGAACUAUUGAAAAUCCAAGAAUAAUAACUGCUGAUGUAUGCUACAUUGCGGUUUUGUUUUCUUCAGCCAAGGAAGAUGAUGCACCCAUUUGCUUAAAAGCUUUUGUGUUUAUAAAGCUUUUCAGUAAUUUAUUGAGACAUUCAAGGCCUAAAUGGCUGAAUUUUGUUGUUUUUGUAUGUAGUAGAUUUCGCAUACUGUUUCUGUCUUUCAUGCAACGUUGCAUAAUGCCUCUUGGUGUUAUAGACAGGACAUUGUAUGAAUUACAGAUCUGUGGGAUCUAGUUCAGGUAAGAUUCACUCUAUAAUAAGCCACGCUGCUCCCUUGCAUUGCUGUCUUAAAAUUGUCAUAUUGCCUGGGAUUCAUGGCAUGCUGAAGUAUGCAGUAAGCAGAAAGCCUGGGAUGCUGUGUUUUUAGUUGGUUUGUUGCAAGACUUCUCAGUGUUUGUACAUAGCAAUUGUUUUAACCAUUGUUGUCCUGCUCCUCCACCAUCUAUUGCUAAAACUGCCUCACUGCUGUCCAAACUCAACUUAAACCGUUAGGAAGGUAUCCUGGAUGAGACAUAUAGCUCCCAUGUCUCCCUCACCUUCCUCUCCCUCAGGAGAAAAUUCUUGUGCAGCUUUUUAUUCUCCAUGGUAGUUCAUCCUCCUGCUACAUCCUUUCUCUUUGUCUCCAUGUUCCCUUUCAUGUUAUUCACACUGACUGGACUUCUUUUCCUCCUCAUCCAACUUGUAUGUUGGCUGCCUGAAUUUUCUCUAGAUUCUACCUCGUGCCUGCACUGGAAAAUCGUCUGCAAGUGGCAGUGGGUAGCUCCCAUGUGUCUACAGGCACAGCAACUUGUAGCUGAUGACAUUUCUCUUCUUGACUCUCAGGUGUUUUUACAUUCUUCCAGACUUUUAUAAUAAACAACAGUAAGUAUCUACAAAGGCUGCUCAAAAGUAUAGCCAUUUGCGAGCCCCACAUUUGAGCUCUGUUGCAUAAAUAUCUUGGAGGUGUCCUGUAUCUGCCAUUUCCCCACUGCUCUGCAAGCUGCACAAAAACUAGCUGUGUGUGGCUUAUUUCUGGAGUUCUGGGUGUCAAAAUAUUGCCUCCUUUUUACUUCUCUGCCCAAAAAUUUACAUGGCCAAUUUAUGGAGGAAUUUAGGAAAUUGUUUGUAUCCACUAGCACCUGUUGAAAUAAACUAUUUCCUCA
Molecule: messenger RNA, 5897 nt
Organism: Cygnus olor (mute swan)
Lineage: Eukaryota; Metazoa; Chordata; Aves; Anseriformes; Anatidae
Gene: ATP10D
Product: ATPase phospholipid transporting 10D (putative)
Exons: 24
Coding region: 257-4657 (1466 amino acids)
Biological process (GO): phospholipid translocation
Cellular component (GO): plasma membrane
Molecular function (GO): ATP binding; ATP hydrolysis activity; ATPase-coupled intramembrane lipid carrier activity
Source: RefSeq, a predicted model, not a curated record